Pistacia vera is the source of this 911-nucleotide messenger RNA. RefSeq lists its product as uncharacterized. Lineage: Eukaryota; Viridiplantae; Streptophyta; Magnoliopsida; Sapindales; Anacardiaceae. Gene Ontology annotation, cellular component: chloroplast thylakoid membrane. The transcript has 2 exons. The coding region runs from base 346 to 750 and encodes 134 amino acids. The record is from RefSeq and is a predicted model, not a curated record.
ACCAAUGAAUUUAACAUAAAUCACACAUUUAGCAAAGGUUCCACACAAUUUACUGGCUUACUCGGGCCAUGUUUAGCAGUUAUAAUGGGACAUGCAUUGUGCUUCCCUUGAUGGUUUCAGAAUUUGUAAAUAUCAUAUGGGAGUUAAAUGUUCUGUUGACAAACAAGCUGGGAUUUUUCCGUUGUUUUCAUUGGAUCAGUGAAGUUCUCUGGACCACCCUUAUCCACAAUCUUGAGUUCUGACGUGGCCUUAUCCAUUAUAUGUGUCACCUUCACAUUCAACAAUUUCUGAAGCCAAUUUAAACAUCUUCUUUCGAGUAAAACAAUCAGAAUUAGCAUCACCAAAAUGGCAUCAAUAGCGCCACUGCAGAGUUUUUAUACUAUUACUAAGACAAGGAGGCAUUUGGCCGUAGCAAGUAGCCCUUCUCUCACAGGCUUUUCUGCUUUACCAACACCAACUGGUAGGGUGUUGAAGAAUAAAAAAAGAUCAUUGACGGUGGUUGCAGCCGUCGGAGACGUCUCAGCUGAUGGCACCACCUACUUAUUUAUCGGUGCAGCCACUGUUGCCCUGCUCGGAACUGCCUUUCCAGUCCUCUUCUCCCGCAAGGACACCUGCCCUGAAUGCGACGGAGCAGGUUUUGUUCGGAAAUCAGGAGUUACCCUGAGGGCAAACGCAGCUCGAAAGGAUGAGACUCAGAUUGUCUGUGCUCGUUGCAGUGGCCUUGGAAAGCUCAAUCAAAUUGAUAAAUAAAAAAUUACUGUGUUUUGUAAUUUUGAACUUUAGCCCUGCUGUAAUUUCAGUACCAUGAAGUCCCGACACUGUUAUACUGUAACUCCUACCUCAAAUUUUCCUACGUUUAUCACCAUGAUGAUAUAUUUCUUCUUCUUUAAUCUAAUUUUACAUUUGUAAUA